Syzygium oleosum is the source of this 837-nucleotide messenger RNA. RefSeq lists its product as uncharacterized. Bases 1 to 837 code for a protein of 278 amino acids. Lineage: Eukaryota; Viridiplantae; Streptophyta; Magnoliopsida; Myrtales; Myrtaceae. The transcript is spliced from 2 exons. The record is from RefSeq and is a predicted model, not a curated record. Gene Ontology annotation, molecular function: nucleic acid binding; zinc ion binding.
AUGGAAAUGCACCUCCAAGGGCAAGAUCUCGCUAAUGCAAUUACAGAAGAUGGAACCUCAAAUGCAAAAGAUAAAGCAAAUGCACUGAUUUUUAUUCGUCGUCAUUUGCAUGAGAGCCUGCAGACUCAAUAUUUAUCUGUUCGAGACCCUCAGACCCUGUGGAAGAGGUUGAAGGAUAGGUAUGAUCAUACCAAGACUGUUAUCCUUCCUCAAGCACAAUAUGACUGGCAAAAUCUCAGACUACAAGAUUUUAAAUCAGUGUCUGACUAUAACUCCGCUUUAUUUGAUAUUGUUUCUCGGCUUGAGUUAUGCGACAUCAAGCUCACUGAUGCGGAACUGUUAGAGAAAACUUUAUCCACCUUCCAUGCUUCGAAUAUUGUAUUGCAACAGCAAUACCGACCUGCUGGCUCAAAAGCAUUGCCUGAAGCACAUGCUAACUCUGAGAAAAUUACUGGCCAUUUUAAAGGCUACAAGCGCAGGCAAGAAUAUAAUCCUCGAAGGGGUGGCAGAAAAUUUAACCGCCCUAGGAAAUCUAACUUUGGCCCGAAUCAUGACAAAGAAAAGAAGCCAAAGAAGGUGACUAAUGAAAGUAUUUGCCAUCGUUGUGGCAUGACUGGGCACUGGUCACGUACUUGUCGUACGCCAAAGCACUUUGUUGAUCUAUACCAGGCAUCUUUAAAAAAUACGGGCAAACGUGGUGAAUCUCACGCCAUUGAAAUUAAUCCUGCUGCCAUAACUACUGUUGAGGCCAACAAUAUCUCUGUUGGUGGGACUCCUCUUGCUCUUGAAGUAGCAAAUGCAUCCCUGGAUGUCUCUGAUUUCUUUGAGGACCUCUGA